Anopheles maculipalpis is the source of this 1110-nucleotide messenger RNA. It is a transcript of the gene Pp1-87B, whose product is annotated as serine/threonine-protein phosphatase alpha-2 isoform. NCBI's taxonomy places the organism in Eukaryota, Metazoa, Arthropoda, Insecta, Diptera, Culicidae. The record is from RefSeq and is a predicted model, not a curated record. The transcript has 6 exons. Gene Ontology annotation, molecular function: protein serine/threonine phosphatase activity. Gene Ontology annotation, cellular component: nucleus; cytoplasm. Bases 84 to 1067 code for a protein of 327 amino acids.
CCGGUGUGUGUGAGUGUGUGUCCGACGACCCGUCCCGUCAUCAUUGAGCGUAACUGAGAGUCGUAUUCGUAUAUCGAUUCAAAAUGUCGGACGUAGAGUUAUCAAACAUAGACCACCUCAUCGCGAUGCUUUUAGAAGUUCGCGGUGCAAGGCCGGGGAAAAAUGUUCAACUGUCGGAAACGGAUAUACGUCUGCUAUGCCUGAAGUCGAGGGAAAUCUUUCUCUCCCAACCGAUACUGCUCGAGCUGGAAGCACCGUUAAAAAUCUGCGGUGACAUCCAUGGUCAGUAUUAUGAUUUGCUGCGUUUGUUCGAGUACGGUAGCUUCCCGCCAGAGUCGAACUACCUGUUCCUCGGUGAUUACGUCGACCGGGGAAAGCAAUCGCUCGAGACGAUAUGCCUGCUGUUGGCGUACAAAAUCAAGUAUCCGGAAAAUUUCUUCUUGCUGCGCGGCAACCAUGAGUGCGCCAGUAUCAAUAGAAUAUACGGAUUUUACGAUGAAUGCAAACGGCGAUACAAUAUCAAAAUGUGGAAAACGUUUACCGAUUGCUUCAACUGUCUGCCGGUAGCAGCGAUCGUGGACGAGAAGAUUUUCUGCUGCCACGGCGGCCUCAGCCCGGACCUGCAGUCCAUGGAACAGAUUCGACGCAUUAUGCGACCGACAGAUGUGCCCGACCAGGGGCUGCUGUGCGAUCUGCUGUGGUCCGAUCCGGACAAGGACACGAACGGUUACGGCGAGAACGAUCGUGGCGUGAGCUUCACGUUCGGUGUGGAUAUCGUGGGCAAAUUUCUAACAAAGCAUGACUUUGACCUUAUCUGCCGGGCACAUCAGGUGGUGGAGGAUGGUUAUGAGUUCUUUGCCAAGCGGCAGCUCGUAACUCUCUUCUCCGCACCGAACUAUUGCGGUGAAUUCGAUAAUGCCGGUGCAAUGAUGUCCGUCGACGAUACGUUGAUGUGCUCGUUCCAAAUUCUGAAGCCAGCCGAUAAACGUAAGUUCCAAUAUGGUGGCCUCAAUUCCGGACGGCCAGUUACACCACCGCGAAACUAUAGUAAAAACAAAAAGAAAUAAUUUAUCAAAAUAGUACUACUUCUAUUACAACAACAAGUACUAC